Messenger RNA from Lemur catta (Ring-tailed lemur), 5035 nucleotides. It is a transcript of the gene DPY19L1, whose product is annotated as dpy-19 like C-mannosyltransferase 1. The coding region runs from base 92 to 2338 and encodes 748 amino acids. NCBI's taxonomy places the organism in Eukaryota, Metazoa, Chordata, Mammalia, Primates, Lemuridae. Gene Ontology annotation, molecular function: mannosyltransferase activity. The record is from RefSeq and is a predicted model, not a curated record. Gene Ontology annotation, cellular component: nuclear inner membrane. The transcript is spliced from 22 exons.
GGAGAGUGAGCGGCGCCCGGCCGCCCCGCCAGCCCGCUGUUCUUCGGCCGCCGUCCGGGCGCGCGCAGCGAGCGGGCGCGACUAUGCUAAGAUGGUCCUGCAGGCGCGGAACAAGCACCGGGAGGCAGCUCCCAAGGCGCCCCAGCCGCCCCGCGCCUCGCAGUCUCCGCUGAGGGGAGCGCUGGACAUCGGCGCCGGGGAGCCGGGGCCCGAGCGCGCGCCCCCGUCCCCAGGGCGCAAGGGCGCCGCGGGCAGGAAGGGGCCCCGCGCCGAGCCCGCCGCGCCGCUCGCCCGGGGCGGCCUCGGGGGGCGCCUGGCGGCCGGGCUGCGCGGGGCGCUGGGCCUGCGGCGCGCGGGGCGCGGCCGGACCUGGACCACGCUCCUGUUAGCUGCCUUUGCAGCAGUGUUGCACUGGAGCCAUAUAACACACCUUUUUGAAAAUGAUCGUCAUUUUUCUCACCUCUCAACAUUGGAAAGGGAGAUGGCUUUUCGCACUGAAAUGGGACUGUAUUAUUCCUACUUCAAGACUGUUGUGGAGGCACCCUCAUUUUUUAAUGGGGUCUGGAUGAUUAUGAAUGAUAAACUGACUGAAUAUCCCCUUGUUAUUAAUACAUUAAAAAGGUUCAAUCUUUACCCUGAGGUAAUCUUGGCCAGCUGGUACCGGAUUUAUACCAAAAUAAUGGACUUGAUUGGUAUUCAAACCAAGAUAUGUUGGACAGUUACCAGAGGAGAAGGACUCAGCCCUGUUGAAAGCUGUGAGGGAUUGGGAGAUCCUGCUUGCUUUUAUGUUGCUGUAAUUUUUAUUUUAAAUGGACUAAUGAUGGCAUUAUUCUUCAUAUAUGGCACAUAUUUAAGCGGCAGCCGAUUAGGAGGCCUGGUUACGGUGUUGUGCUUCUUUUUCAAUCAUGGAGAGUGUACCCGUGUGAUGUGGACACCACCUCUCCGUGAAAGCUUCUCAUAUCCAUUCCUUGUACUUCAGAUGUUGCUUGUGACUCAUAUUCUCAGGGCUACAAAACUUUAUAGAGGAAGCUUGAUUGCACUCUGCAUUUCCAAUGUAUUUUUCAUGCUUCCAUGGCAGUUUGCUCAAUUUGUACUUCUUACUCAGAUUGCAUCAUUAUUCGCAGUAUAUGUUGUGGGGUACAUUGAUAUAUGUAAAUUACGGAAGAUCAUUUAUAUACACAUGAUUUCUCUUGCACUUUGUUUUGUUUUGAUGUUUGGGAACUCAAUGUUAAUAACUUCUUAUUAUGCUUCCUCUUUGGUAAUUAUUUGGGGUAUUCUGGCAAUGAAACCACAUUUCCUGAAAAUAAACGUAUCUGAACUUAGUUUAUGGGUUAUACAAGGAUGUUUUUGGUUAUUUGGAACUGUCGUACUCAAAUAUUUGACAUCCAAAAUAUUUGGCAUUGCAGAUGAUGCUCAUAUUGGCAACUUAUUAACAUCAAAAUUCUUCAGUUAUAAGGAUUUUGAUACUUUAUUAUAUACUUGUGCAGCGGAGUUUGACUUUAUGGAAAAGGAGACUCCACUGAGAUAUACAAAGACGUUGUUGCUGCCAGUUGUUCUUGUAGUGUUUAUUGCAAUUGUUAGAAAGAUUAUUAGUGAUAUGUGGGGUGUCUUAGCUAAACAACAGACACAUAUAAGAAAACACCAGUUUGAUCAUGGAGAGCUGGUUUAUCAUGCAUUGCAACUGUUAGCGUAUACAGCCCUUGGUAUUUUAAUUAUGAGACUAAAACUCUUCUUGACACCACACAUGUGUGUUAUGGCUUCCUUGAUCUGCUCAAGACAGCUAUUUGGAUGGCUCUUUUGCAAAAUACAUCCUGGUGCUGUUGUUUUUGCUAUAUUAGCAGCAAUGUCAAUACAAGGUUCAGCAAAUCUACAAACCCAGUGGAAUAUUGUAGGGGAGUUCAGCAAUUUGCCACAAGAAGAACUUAUAGAAUGGAUCAAAUACAGUACUAAACCAGAUGCAGUGUUCGCGGGUGCCAUGCCCACGAUGGCAAGUGUCAAGCUCUCUGCACUUCGGCCCGUAGUGAAUCAUCCGCAUUAUGAAGAUGCAGGCUUAAGAGCCAGAACAAAAAUAGUAUACUCAAUGUAUAGCCGAAAAGCAGCUGAAGAAGUGAAGCAAGAAUUGAUAAAGUUAAAAGUGAAUUAUUACAUUCUAGAAGAGUCAUGGUGUAUAAGAAGAUCCAAGCCUGGUUGCAGUAUGCCUGAAAUUUGGGAUGUGGAAGAUCCUGCUAAUGCUGGGAAAACUCCCUUAUGUAACCUCCUGGUGAAGGAUUCCAAGCCUCACUUCACCACUGUAUUCCAGAACAGUGUUUACAAAGUCCUAGAAGUUGUGAAAGAAUGACUGCUACAUGAACUGCUGCCUACAGAGAACUACAUCAGUAAUUGUUUUAAUGUUUUGCUAAUCAGUCAUGUGUUGUUUUUAAUUCAAAUCCCAAAAACUUUUGUAGGAACUGUUUUCAAAUAGCAAAUGUUUUAUUUGGUCAAUUUGAAUGUUAUUCUAAUGGUAAAAAUGACUUAUACUUUUAUCAUUUGGUUACUGUUUCAGUGUACCCCCUUAAAAUUUGCUAUGCAAAUGAGUAUAUGCUUGUACUUGACUUGAAUAUCUGUGCUAAAGUGGGCAAAGCUACCUGUAUGAAAAAAUAUGAUGGGUCGUGACAAGGAUGAUACGAAAAUAUAGGUCAAUUCUGAACUAUGUAGGGGCUGAUUUUAUAGUUUAGAGACUAUUAAUGCCCCUUGGUUCUUUUUUUCUGCCUCUUGCUCUUGUCUUUUGGACAUUUCAGUGAUUAUUGUGAGGUCUUCAGUCACGUCAGCCUCUGUCAUCAACUUGAGUCACAGUAGAUGGGGCAGACAUGGGUAUUUGCUCUGUGGAAUUAUCUGUUUAUUUCACUUCCUUGUGUUCUUUUUGUUCUCUGUUGCUCUUGUUAAUGAAGACUUUCCUGGCCAUUAUUAAUCCAAACUCUUGGACCUAGUGGUUAGGGCCAGAUUCCUUUACUGUCCGACCAUGUGGCAUUAAUGCUGUCUUUCUCUCCUUCCCCCACACUGUUUGUCAGAUAAGUGCUGUUUACUCAUUUAGUUGCUUAUCAAGUACUUAUUCUUGGUUUUAAAAAAAUUUAAUGGUAACUGUAUUUUUCUCAUUUUUAGUAUUAUUCAAAUGUUUAUAUUUUAAUACCUUUAGAGUACUUUAAAAAUUUUUCAUGUUUAAUUGUAGUUUGAAGAAAACUAUUUUGAACAAGCCCAAAUAUAAUGCAUCUAGAAACUAAUGUAUAUUUGAGCAGACAUAAUUUAUAGUAGAACAGUAGACUGUAGUAUAUGGUAAUUUUCCUUUUACUAUUAAGAUACAAUAAACCAUGACUAAUUUUUCUCUCAAAAAAGUAAAUGAAUAGUGAUAAACAGAUGGAGCUUUUAUAUUUUACUUUUAAGAUUGCCUGUCUUUAAUAAGACAAAGCCUUAAGCCUUAUGUUAUAAUUUUGGUUCUAAAACGAUCAUUUCUGAUCGAGGAAUGAGUAUAUUCAGUCUUCCUCUUUACUUUUUCCUGCCUAUUUAUUUUUAUUUUGAAAAAUUUCCAAACCUACUUUGAAUUUCUUAUAUGAAUCUUUGUUUUUUAGAGGUUAAUUUGCGUGAAAUGAGAUUCUUCAAAACGGUGAAUCCUCAUAGUUCUGAGAAAUGGUUUUAAGGUUUUAAAUACUAAGCAAACCGUGGCUAUGGCUAACUACACAUUUAAUUAUACAGUGUUCUCUUUAUUAACCACAGGCAGAUUAACCUCAUUGUGGAUUGUCCUUGAGACCUGAGUCCUCAGGGAUGGUUUCCGGUGCCCACUCCUGGGAGCCACAGAAGAGCUGUUUUCUUUCUGCCUUCUUACCAGAGCCAAAGGACAUGCCUAAGUCUGGGGGAGCACUAGCUUGCUUACAUUAGUCAGCUGCAGAGACGGCACAUGAGGCCUGGACCGGCCCCCCGGGCAUCACCCCCCACCCUGCCCCCAGCCCAGAGCCAGCAUCUCCAGGGAGGCUGCUUCCCUGGAGGCAGCUCAGGAGAUUGAGUCUGUCAGUGUUCUUCAGAUUUGGGGUCACUGCUUCUCAUUUGCUGGUUGACUGUUUUAUUUCUUAGGCUUUUGAAAGUUUUAAAAAAUAGGGAAGCAGCUGGGGAUUUGUGGAUUAGGAGUAACAUUUGAGCAGCGAUGCAGCAAUCCAGAAAAGUGGGAAGAGGGCACUUGAGGCUGAGAAGCGUGAGAGCGGACGUGGGCGGGAAGAGGGAGGUGUGCUCUGCCUUCGCUGCGAUUGCUUCUCACCGAAGUGUGACUGAUUUUGUACACCCAGCAGUUAUAGUCUUUUUAAAUCACACUUUUAAAGUUAUUCUCUAUUUUUCUCACCCUCCAAUAAUUCCCUUUCAAGUAAGUUCUCAUGUAAUGAUUGGAAAGUCUGUACAGGAAAAAACAUUAAAAUACUGUUAAAACUGUUUCAUACGCUGGGAAACAUUUAAAGUAGUCUGAAUUAGCUUUUUCCAGAAGAAUCGUUUUGUAACAGUAUUUGUUAAUGUAACUCCACCAGCAAGCUGUGAUUAUAUUUUAGGUGAGUGAGUUUAGAACAGAGGCCUUGAGGGUACACUGCACGCUCAGCUUUGACCACAGUAGCAGCGGUGCUGUAGAGCAUAAAUGUCUUAUGGCAACGUAGAGUAACAGUAGGUUCUCCACAUACAUGACAAAACAGUAUUAAAGCUCAGUAUUUUACAUAUUUUAAGCAUUCAAAAAUAUUUUUGCUUUAGUGUGAGAAAAGUAAGGAUGGACAAGGAGGUGAUAGAAGAAGCUAUUGCUGUGACAUUUAAAAAAACAAAAAGUUGGGCAGUAUUUCUAUAAAAAGAUAAGCCUCUAAAGACGCUUGACAGAAAAAGUACAGAGUUAAAAUAAGCCAGUGAUAUUAAAGAGAAAAUGAAAGGAUGUAUCAGGAAUAAAGUGAUAUUGCAUAGGAGUAUUGUAUUUUUAUGAAUUUUUUGCCAGUUGUUUACAUGUAUUAUAUAUGUUAAAUAAAAAAGAUCAUGAAAAAUG